Messenger RNA from Callithrix jacchus (white-tufted-ear marmoset), 6822 nucleotides. RefSeq names its product cerebellin 3 precursor (gene CBLN3). Lineage: Eukaryota; Metazoa; Chordata; Mammalia; Primates; Cebidae. Gene Ontology annotation, cellular component: synapse. Gene Ontology annotation, biological process: maintenance of synapse structure. Gene Ontology annotation, molecular function: protein binding. The record is from RefSeq and is a predicted model, not a curated record.
CGUGACCGGCCCGGUGGUGCUCUAGGCCCAAGCACUUUCCACCAAAACAUAGUGGCACUUUCCACCAAAGCUUCCCAAGCGGCGGGGCUGGGGGGCGGGGGGAGCGGUUACCCGGGUGGGGUACCCCCUUUCUUCCAACAAAUGGAAUGAUGCCACGGAGAAGGGCUGAUUUGUAGGAUUUUGAAGAUAGGAGGAAUAGUAGGAGGAAGGGGUUGAGAGGCUGCCUCUGGACAUGCACACACACGCAUGUUCUCCAUCCCCCGCCAGGUCCAGCCUUCAGUGGUGUCCCGUCCAGAAGGGCUGCCCUGAAGCUCUGGCUGCAGCCCUCCAGUCCAGCGGGAGGGCGGCUUCAUCCUUCCUCUCCCUCCCAAAGCCCAACUGCUGUCACUGCAUGCUCUGCCAAGGAGGAGGGAACUGCAGUGACAGCAGGAGUGAGAGUGGGAGGCAGGACCGAGCCGGGACCCAGGUAUGGAGACAGGGUGCAGCCAGCCUAGAGAGGGCAGUCGAGCAGGGUGCCAGCAGUGAGAGUCCAGGGAGAGGAGCAGAAACAGAAAGCGGGCAGAAGACAGGGGCAUUUGUGGGUUGCAGAGCCACCCAGCCAUGUUGGGAGCCAAGCCACACUGGCUACCAGGUUCCCUACACAGUCCAGGGCUGCCCUUGGCUCUGGUGCUUCUGGCCCUAGGGGCCGGGUGGGCCCAGGAGGGGUCAGAGCCCGUCCUGCUGGAGGGGGAGUGCCUGGUGGUCUGUGAGCCUGGCCGAGCUGCUGCAGGGGGGCCCGGGGGAGCAGCCCUGGGAGAGGCGCCCCCUGGGCGAGUGGCAUUUGCUGCGGUCAGAAGCCACCACCAUGAGCCAGCAGGGGAAACCGGCAAUGGCACCACGGGGGCCAUCUACUUUGACCAGGUGCUGGUGAAUGAGGGCGGUGGUUUUGACCGGGCCUCGGGCUCCUUCGUAGCCCCUGUCCGGGGUGUCUACAGCUUCCGGUUCCAUGUGGUGAAGGUGUACAACCGCCAAACCGUCCAGGUGAGCCUGAUGUUGAACACGUGGCCUGUCAUCUCAGCCUUUGCCAAUGACCCAGACGUGACCCGGGAGGCAGCCACCAGCUCUGUGCUACUGCCCUUGGACCCCGGGGACCGAGUGUCUCUGCGCCUGCGUCGGGGGAAUCUACUGGGUGGCUGGAAAUACUCAAGCUUCUCUGGCUUCCUCAUCUUCCCGCUCUGAGGACCCAAGCCUUUCAAGGACAAGAAUCCAGCCCCUGACCACUUUCUUCUACCCUCUCUUGCCCCAGAACCAGUAGAAGCAGGAGAGAGACUCCCUCUGGCUGCCUAUAUCCCACCUCCUUGCAUGGGACCCUGUGCCAAACACCCAAGUUUAAGAAAAGAAUAGAGCUGUGGCAUCUCCAGACCUGGCCUUCCCACUCACCCAUCCCCAGUUACCCUCCCAGCCACCUGCUGCAUCUGUUCCUGCCUGCAGCCCUAGGAUCAGGGCAAGGUUUGGCAAGAAGGGAGAUCUGCACUACUUUGCAGCCUCUGCUCCUCCUGUUCCCCCACCCCAGCUUCCUGCUCAAUGCUGUUUGGGACAGGUGGCACAGGUGAUCCUGACAGGCCCCCACAGGGGCCCAGAUGGACUAGCCUGAGCGUACCCUGCAGGCUUCUUCCUGUGAGGAAUGCCAGCAUCACGGAUCUCAGCCAGCACUAUCAGAAGCUAAACCAGCACCGUAUGGGCUAGGGUGAAAGGCUCUGCUACAGGCAGAAGUGUGGGAAGGGCCUGGAGUCUAUGGCUGGUGAGGAAGGAAGGAGGGUGUAUGACCUAGUCUGAACAUGGUACACAUUCUGCAUGUAUAGCAGAGCAGCCAGCAGGCAGCAAUCCUGGCUGUCCUUCUGUGUUAAAUCCCAGAUAGACUCCGGCCCUUACCUUCCUACCUGAGACUAGGGCGUGUGUGUUUGCUCUGGCUGUGAGCAGAGCUGAGAGUGGGUGUGCAGAGCUGGAGGUGGACCAUGGAAAACAUCAUUAACCAUGCAUCCUCUGGUUUGGCCACCUCCUGAAACUGCUCCACCUUUGAAGUUUGAACUUCAGUCACUCCACACUCUGACUGCCGCCUCCUUCCUCCCAGCUCUCUCACUAAGUUAUCUUCACUGUACCUGUUCUAGCCUAUCCCCAUCAUCUCUUUUUCUCCUGAUCUGUACUACCAUAUUCUUUUUCUUAAGCUUUCUAGUACCUGGGAUUCCAUGAUUCAUUCCUUCAGACGCUCUCCUGCCAGUAUGCCAAACCCUCCUUCUCUCUUUCUUAUGCCGCUGUCCCAUUGACCCAGGCUGGAUGAAUCUGUCUGUAAAACGACUAGAGAAUGGUGGUCAGUGAGACACUAUACAAUCACUAAAGAGAAGAUACCAUUGAAGUUUGGAUCGAGUGUUACAGGAUACAAGUAGGUAUGUUGUAGAGAAAAAUAAAUAUUAAACUGCAUACUAAAAUUUUAAAAGUUUAACCAUGUUUGAGUUAAAUAGGAAAUACCAAGGUGAAUUUGUGGUUUUAAAAGGAAAUAACUUUUUGAACUGUCACUAAUCCUAAAACAACAUCAGGAAUAAUCUGAUAUCCAUUCUUAGAAACUGGAGCUGUGCUUCAAAUAUUAGUCACGAUUUUAAAAAAUAUAUACCAAAAAACCUCAGGUUCCUUGGAGAAUAGCUGCACACCUUAAAUAACUCCAGGCCCAGAACAUGUUGUUGAUGACAGAAAGCAAAGAUACUUUUUUUUUUAAUCGGGUUUUCAUUUUUUCCAAAAAUUGCACCAAGGUAAAGCAAAGUUCUAGUUGAUGCAAGUGUGUGGUUUAGGCAUUAGCAGUACUGCCCUCACUAUGUGCUCAUUGGACAGGAGCGCAACCCCAAGAAAAGGAUGGUUCAAAGAUACUUUUUAAAUGUACAAAGUAAAGCUGAAAAGGCAAAGGAAUAAAUCUAAAGAGGCUCCCAUUUGACAUGCUUUGACAAUUUGAUUACCGAAAGGAAAAUAAUAUAGUUAGUUGCAACAAAGUGAACUGUUUUAAAUCCAUGCGUCUAUAAUGAUAUUCAAAAUCAUUGGUCACUAUAAAGUGUGCCAAAAGGUAGUUAAUAUAAUAAGGGAAGAAGAGUGAACAUAAUCAGCUAUUUUUAAUUAGUUGUGAUAAGUAGAAGAACAUAAAUAUAGUACGCAUUUUAUCUGUUUGUAAGGUACAUUUGUUUUUCUUUAUCUGUAUAAAUAGGGAGGGGUGAGUACAGAAAACUGUGAGUAAUUCCAAGAUCUGGCACUGUCCCAAGAAUGAAAGAUACUGAUGGGACUAUUUGGGCGUACUUUGCAACUAAGAAAAAAAAAACAGUUCAAUGGUGUGUUAUAAGACAGUGAAUUACUCAAAUGACCAAAAGACAACUGUUCACUGCUCAGGCUUGAUUGUUCAGCUCCUGGAAAAUGGAUCCUCUAUAUUACUCCACUAAUUAUAAUGAGAUAUUAAUUAGGCAAAAUGAUUAAGAGUAGGUUUGGCUGUAACAGUAAAACCCAAAAUAACAAUAGCUUAAACAAAAUAGGAAAUCAUUUCUGUCUUACAUUAAAGAAUCUGCAAAUAAGAGUCCAGGGAUGGACGGCAGCCUUCUGAUCAGUUGAAAGCCCAGUAUCCCGUCUCGCUCUUCUACCAUCCUUAGCUUGCCACCUCAUGACCCAAGAUGGCUCCCUGAGCUCCAGCCAUUACGUCAGCUUAAUAGCCCCCAGGAAGGAGGAAGGAAGAAAUAGCACAUCUCUUUCCUUGAAAGAAGCUUUCUGAAAGGUGCACCCAAUAUUUCUGAUUGUCUCAUUGGGUAGAAUUUAGGCACCUGGGCUCACCAAGCCAGGGAGAGAGGCUAGGAGCUAUAGUGUUUAUUUCAGGCAGCCAUGUCCAGCUAGAAGUUGGGAAUUGUAUAAUAAAGAAGAAGGGGAGAUUGGCUACUGGGGAAGACAACUAGAAGUUGUUUUUUGUUGUUGUUGUUUUUUGAGACAGAGUCAUGCUCUGUCGACCAGGCCAGAGUGCAGUGGCAUGAGGUCGGCUCACUGAAACCUCAGCCUCCAAGUUCAAGCAAUUCUCAUGCCUCGGCCUCCUGGGAUUACCCACACCCAGAUAAUUUUUUGUAUUUUUAGUAAAGACAGGGUUUUGCCAUGUUGUCCAGGCUGGUCUCAAACUCCUGGCCUCAAGUGAUCCACCCGCCUCAGCCUGCCAAAAUUCUGGGAUUAUAGGUGUGAGCUACCACAUCCAGCCACAAAUUACUACAAACUUGGUGGCUUAAAACAACUCUUUAUUAUCUUAUAGUUUCUGUAGAUCAGAAGUCCAACCAAACAUGACUGGAUUCUCUGCUCAGGGUUUCACAAGGUCAAAAGCAAAGUAUAAGCAGGUCGGCCUUCCUUACUAGAGGGGAACAAUCCACUUCCAAACUCAUUUAGAAUUCAGUUCCUUAUGGUUGUAGGACUUAGGUCCUAGCCUCUCCAUUCUCUAGCCAACAAUGGCAAGCUAAGUCCUUCUCACACUUUGAAUCUCUCAGGCCUAGCUUUCUACCACAACUCUCUGACUUCAUCGGAGAAAGUGUUCUGAGUUUAAGGAUUCGUGUGAUUAGAUUGGGCCCACCCAGAUAAUUCAGGGAUAAUCUCCCUGUUUUAAGGUCCACAACCUGAAUUGCAUAUUCACAGUUCAUUUUGCCAUGUAACAUAACAUAUUCACAGGUUCCAGGGAUUAAGGCAUGGACAUCUUCCGGACAUCUGCGUAUCAUAGUCACUAAACUUAAAGGUGGCAUCAUGGACAGAAAAGGCAUCCAGCUACAAUACCACUGCAUGGAAAACGUAUGGGCUUGAAACUUUCCCAUGAUACAUACAAGAUGAAUACCAGCUCAGAUUUUAAUCAUUUUAGAAGCUGAAUCAAUUCCCAGGUCCCAACCAGAAGUUCACUGAUUAAUAAUCUGAAACUUGAUCUGCACUGAGAUAUAUUUUUAUUUUAGAUAUCUAAAUUCAAAAAUUGGCCUGAGCUGAGAUAGCAUCUAUCUCUCAGGUCUACAAGCCCAUUUUUAUAAUAGAUUUAAGUGUAGGUGUCAUGAACUUCAGAAUCCUUAUAAUGGUAUGUGUGCUUUACCAAAAUGAAGCUUUUAGAGAAACUGACUUACUAGUGACUCAAUUGAAAUAUUUAGGAGGAUUUGAUUGCUUUUAAUCAAUGUUUAAAUAAUUUGACUUGUUAAAUGUAUAGAUUUUGAUUUGCUGAUCAUAGAAAUUGUGUUUAAAUGUUUAGACAAUUUUUGCUUCAGUAGGUUUGUGAACAGAUUAAACAAUAAGUAAAGCACAGGUGGUGGUGAGUGUUCCUCUCCAGGUACCAAAAGCUCCUCAGACUUUAAGAAUCCCAAGAACAGACUCCAACUGUUCACCUUCCCUAUGCCCAUACCCUGGCAGCUGAUUACUACAGAGAAGUCCCAAUGAUGCAGGAUUCAAGGUGGAUCUAAAUCCUUGGCCUCCAGCCACAUCUGGUCCUCAAUCCUGCAAUCCUCAAUCCUCUAACUCUUUAAUGGUUUCCUUUGCCAGCUGCCCCUCAUCUUCCCCGGAAUCCACUGCUGCCUUCUGUUCACUCCUUAAAUCUUUUGCCCCACCAGUUCUGCCCCCAUGGCCCAUAGUCAGCAGCAGACAGCCUCACCUUCGACCUCACUGAGAACACACAAACUCCAGGCAGGACCCUGCCCACCACCACACUUGCAACCUCACCUUCCUCCCCAUCUCUGCUUCCUCCUCUCUGUCUCGGUGGGGGUCGAGUCUCUGUGCCUGUCAAAGCUGCUAUCUUCUUCCACCAGUCUUGGAUCCAAUUUCCUCCAGACAUCUUCUUAUCUGUCACUCUCCUUUCUACUCACUCCUUCCCUUCAGCAGCUCUUGAAGUUUAGGCGCUCAAGUCUCUUAAAUCUAAAAGAGAAGAGAAGCAUGGAAGUAGUUGCAGAUAUAGAUAUAGUUAUCCUCAGCCCUAUCUACUCCUGCAGCUAGUGUCAGCUCAUCUCCUCUUUAAAGCAGAGUAUCAUAGUACAAAUGUCUACACUCUCCAGUUGCACACCUCUUAAUCACUGGUGAACUAUGGCCUCGGUUGCCCCACCUGAACUGCCCUCAGCCAUGGCUCAGAACUUCCGUGUUACUGAAGCUGGUGAACACUUCCUAGUCCUCCUGCCACUCAGACUCUCCCUAACAUUUGCCCCUGUUGAUCACGCCCUCCUUCCAGAAGCACUCUCUGCCCUGACUUCCCAACUGUGCGAUCCCUGGCUUUUCCUCCACCUCUCUGCCUGUGCCCUGCAUCUCUUAAGUGUUGGUUUUCAUCAGGGUUCUGCCCUACCUUCUUUGGUCCUAACACACUCGAAAAGGCACAAAUGACUGUCCACAUGCUGUCAAUGUCAUCUCUAUCCAGGAUCCUCCUUUCUAAAACUCAGACUCAUACACUGAAUAUUCCACUUUCAAGUCUACAUGCUAAAACCUGAAGUUAGUCUUUCCUCCCUAAAUCCGUUCUCCCGCCCUUGUUCUCUGUAUCUGUAAAUGGAACUCCCCUUUGCCCAAACCAAAAACAGCCAUUAUUCUUAAUUCUUCCCUCUCCCAUAACCCUCAUAUCUACUCAUUCACAUCCAUCGGUUCUAUUCGUUUCUUUCCAUCUACCCUGGCUCAAACUAACAAUCUUUUAGCUAGAUUUCUAUGAAAGCCUCCUAACUGGUUCUGUGGUCUCCAGUUUUUCCCUUCAAUUCUUCAGACUGUGGUUGCCUUAGUGACCUGUGUAAAUAAACUUCACUGCCUAAGGCCCUUUGGGGGCUCCAGGUGGGCCUCAGAAUGAAA